Messenger RNA from Penaeus vannamei (Pacific white shrimp), 1314 nucleotides. Lineage: Eukaryota; Metazoa; Arthropoda; Malacostraca; Decapoda; Penaeidae. The record is from RefSeq and is a predicted model, not a curated record.
AUGCCAGAGUCAACGAGGGCGCCGGUGGAGACCCAAGGACCACAGGCGGUGAAGCAGGUCGAGUCCCUCACCAGAGAGUCCACGAAAGCCUCUCUCGACGCCGCCACUCGAGAGGAACCAACAACCCUCGCAGAAACCGGACCAGAGACCGAGACCGGACCAGAGACCGGGACCGGACGAGACCGAGACCGGACCAGAGACCGAGACCGGACCAGAGACCGAGACGGACCAGAGACCGAGACCGACCAGAGACCGAGACCACUCCCCCUCCACUUCUUCAGUCAACGAGGCCGUGCCGGUGGAGACCCAGGACCACAGGCGGUGAAGCAGGUCGAGUCCCUCACCAGAGAGUCCCACGAAAGCCUCUCUCGACGCCGCCACUCGAGAGGAAAACCAACAACUCUCGCAGAAACGGACCAGAACCGAGACCGGACCAGAGACCGGGGGACCGGACCAGAGACCGAGACCGGACCAGAGACCGAGACCGGACCAGAGACCGAGACCGGACCAGAGACCGAGAACCCGACCAGAGACCGAGACCACUCCCCCUCCACUUCUUCAGUCAACGAGGCCUGCCGGUGGCGACCAAAGGACCCACAGGCGGUGAAGCAGGUCGAGUCCCUCACCAGAGAGUCCCACGAAGCCUCUCUCGACGCCGCCACUCGAGAGGAAACCAACAACCCUCGCAGAAAACCGGACCAGAGACCGAGGACCGGACCAGAGAGACCCGGGACCGGACCAGAGACCGAGAACCGGACCACGAGACCGAGACCCGGACCAGAGACCGAGACCCGACCGACCCGGACCAGACCAGACCACUCCCCCUCCACUUCUUCAGUCAACGAGGCCGUGCCGGUGGAGACCCAAGGACCACAGGCGGUGAAGGCAGGUCGAGUCCCUCACCAGAGAGUCCCACGAAAGCCUCUCUCGACGGCCGCCACUCGAGAGAAACCAACAACCCUCGUAGAAACCGAAGAGACCGAGACCGGACCAGAGACCGAGACCGACGCCCGCCUAAGGGAGUCACACAACGACCCUCUUCUUUCGUCCGAUCCACGUCACGACAGACUGAGCUCUCGACAGGCACUUUGCAGAGCCGUUCAACUCGAGGCGCAACAGGUUUAUAGGAAGCAUAGGAGAGGCUGCAUUAAUGAAGCCCCCGUGGCAAUUGAUAGCGGUACUUGUGAUGUUGCAAUAGGUACAGGGAGAGACAAAUUAUACCUGAACAAGAUUAUAGAGCAGACAGAAAGGCCUCAGGAACAAGAUCUGAACCUGGACAAAGGGCCGAUGUCAAAGAAUCCUAGGAAGUACUAA